Messenger RNA from Lichtheimia ornata, 243 nucleotides. RefSeq lists its product as uncharacterized. The coding region runs from base 1 to 243 and encodes 80 amino acids. The transcript has 2 exons. NCBI's taxonomy places the organism in Eukaryota, Fungi, Mucoromycota, Mucoromycetes, Mucorales, Lichtheimiaceae. The record is from RefSeq and is a predicted model, not a curated record.
AUGCAUUCUUCUAUCGUCCUUUUCGGUGUUUUGGCUAUGGCAGUCGUUCAGCAAGUGACAGCAUUGCCCGCUCCUCAUCAAGAUGGCGAACGUAGUACUGUCAAGCGCGAUGAUGAUGAUGGCUAUAGAGGUCUUGAUCACUCCAUUACGGCUGGUCUCCUUAAUGCACAAGGCAACGACCUCUUUAAAGACUUUGGACCUGUUGGUUUGAUCGCCAACGGCGACCACGAAUCGGAUGACUAA